Molecule: messenger RNA, 711 nt
Organism: Oikopleura dioica
Lineage: Eukaryota; Metazoa; Chordata; Appendicularia; Copelata; Oikopleuridae
Source: the annotation of a GenBank genome assembly
AUGGGAAACGCUCUCAGUAUUAUAACCGGUAGAAGGCAGCUAUCAGAUGAAGAGACCGCGGCACUGAGCUUUUCUUCUUACUUUACGAAAGAGGAGAUAAACUACCUAUACAACGAAUUCGGACGAAUAAACGGAAAUUUUUCGCAAAUUUCGAAAAGAACAAUUUGGAGGCAAAACAUCAACUAUCUUUUUUCGGAAGAAAAUGAGGAUAAUCUUGAAAGGCCGAAGAAGUAUUUGAAGGACAAGGAAGAUGAAAACAUGGAAAAGAAAGACCCCGAAGAAAUGUAUCUGAAUCGAACAAGUCGAUUGAACAAAACAGAUUUCGUCGACCGGCUGAGCGACAGAAUGGACAUGAGCGGGCAUGGAAAUCUCGACGUUUCCGAUCAUAUUCGUUGGUCGUCGAUUUUGACCAGAGGAAAUGUCGAGCAACGCCUUGCUUGUCUCUUCGCCAUUUACGAUCGAGGUGAUGGAUUCACCGACAAAACGACCAUCGAAAGCGUCCGAAAAUCCUUCGCGGAAAUGAUCGGAAAAGACGGUGGUAUGCCAUCGUGCGUCCUGGACGACAUGUUAAGGGAUUCACCAAGAAAAUUGAUUUCAAGAGACUUUUUUGUCGCCUAUCUUUCAGCCGACAAGAAAAUCUGCCAAAACUUGACCGCCCUUGAUAAUCUCCUGAUCCCUAAGACCCUUACUGAUAUAGACACAAAAAUGUAG